UUGUGGUCAGAUUCAGAGUUUUCAGGAUAAUCACUUCUCACAAAAAUAAAUGGUGCUAUGUUUAGUUCCUUUCGAUGAAACUGGCUACUGUUAAUCCAAGAAUGGAUUUCAACAUGGAACCACUACCAAUGUCCAAGGAUAUGUUCCACUCUCGUGGCUCGUUGUACUCACCGUGUCCAUCUCCAUGUGGGAACGAUCCGCCUUUCCAGCCUAGCAAUGGGAGAAACAAACGGAUUCAAAUGGACAACUUUGGUGCCUCUCAAGUUUCUUCGUUUUGGGAAGACGAACUGCAUAGCGUUGUGCAGAUGGGAUUCGGACCAGGCCAGAUGCAAAACUUUCAAGUUAAUAUGUGCAGGGAUUCUUCCCAAAGCUCAAAUGAAAGUUGAGCUAUGAUGGACUCAUUUUCAUAUACUACCAUUCUUGAUUUCUAUUCAAUUUGAAGACCCAAGUGAGAGUGGCUUCUGUACAUAGCCUUUUCAAGCUAUAGAAGUGGUGACAGAAAAUGGAGCCUUCCCCUUCAUUGCUUCUUGCUCUGUAUUUUGAUAUGAUUAUCAAUUUUUUGGGGAAAAAAGUAUCCACAACAAAACUAGUUAGUAGUACUACUAGACGAUGAAGGGACAAUUAUCAUGUUAGAAUUUUUUUUUAACAAUAUUCUUCCUUUUCUCCUUGUGGAUAUUCAUAUUAAUCAUUUAUCU
Salvia hispanica is the source of this 695-nucleotide messenger RNA. The record is from RefSeq and is a predicted model, not a curated record. Lineage: Eukaryota; Viridiplantae; Streptophyta; Magnoliopsida; Lamiales; Lamiaceae.